This is a messenger RNA of Entrophospora candida, 183 nucleotides long. NCBI's taxonomy places the organism in Eukaryota, Fungi, Glomeromycota, Glomeromycetes, Entrophosporales, Entrophosporaceae. The record is from the annotation of a GenBank genome assembly.
AUGCCUAUUGGAUCAUUAAUACAAUCAGCAAUUCUUGAUGAUGAUGAAUUUUGUUUAAAUGAUGAAGAAAAUUAUUUAAUAUUUGACAAUGAUGAUGGCAAGGAUUAUGAUUUCAAAAGUGAAAACGAAAAAGAGGAUUGGGAAUUGGAAUUUACAAUUUUUUUAAAAAACCAAACAAAAUAA